Scleropages formosus (Asian bonytongue) is the source of this 4260-nucleotide messenger RNA. RefSeq names its product calnexin (gene canx). Gene Ontology annotation, molecular function: calcium ion binding. Gene Ontology annotation, biological process: protein folding; ERAD pathway. Gene Ontology annotation, cellular component: endoplasmic reticulum; endoplasmic reticulum membrane. The coding region runs from base 90 to 1892 and encodes 600 amino acids. The transcript has 15 exons. NCBI's taxonomy places the organism in Eukaryota, Metazoa, Chordata, Actinopteri, Osteoglossiformes, Osteoglossidae. The record is from RefSeq and is a predicted model, not a curated record.
GCGGUGCCACGGCCUCGGCGUUUCUCCCCCGACACACGUGAUCUGGCAGUAGUUCCAGGUGGUCACGUCGUGGAAGUGGAGGUUUGAUCAUGGCAAGCUACUGGAGGUUGUGUGUGCUGUUGCUGGCUCUGAGCUGGGCUGGAGCGCGGGCCGAGGAUGAAGGGGAUGACGUCGAUGUAGAAGAUGACUUGGAGGAAGUCGGAGACGGGGAUGUGGAAGAGGACAAGACCCCCGAACCACCCGUUGUCCCAAAGGUGGCCUACAAACCUCCAGAGCCUAUGGGAGAACACUACUUUGCUGAGUCUUUUGACAGAGGGAUGCUGGAUGGGUGGGUGUUGUCCAAGGCAAAGAAGGACGGCAUAGAUGAGGAGAUCGCCAAGUAUGAUGGAAAAUGGGAAGUGGAGGAGAUGAUUGAAAGCCGCCUUCCAGGGGAUAAAGGACUGGUGCUGAAGUCCCGUGCCAAGCACCAUGCCAUCGCCGCCCCUAUGCUCAGACCAUUCAUCUUUGACACCAAGCCACUCAUUGUGCAGUAUGAGGUAAACUUCCAGUCAGGCAUUGACUGUGGCGGUGCCUAUGUGAAACUGCUGUCUCAGACUCCUGAUCUUGAUCUGGACCAAUUUGUGGACAAGACCCCCUACACCAUCAUGUUUGGACCAGACAAGUGCGGUGAGGAUUACAAACUGCACUUCAUCUUCCGACACAAGAACCCCAAAACUGGCGAGUUUGAAGAGAAACAUGCCAAGAAGCCUGAUGCAGACCUGCGAACCUACUACACAGACAAGAAGACCCAUCUGUACACAUUAGUACUGAAUCCAGACAACAGCUUUGAAAUCCUGGUGGACCAGACUGUCAUAAACAGUGGCAACCUCUUGACUGACAUGACACCGGCGAUAAACCCUCCUGCUGAAAUUGAGGAUCCGGAUGAUCACAAACCUGAGGACUGGGAUGAGCGGCCCAAGAUUCAGGACCCUGAUGCGGUCAAACCUGAAGACUGGGAUGAGGAUGCCCCUGCUAAGAUUCCAGACGAGGAUGCUGUGAAGCCAGAUGGUUGGCUGGAUGACGAGCCAGAAUACAUCUCUGAUCCUGAUGCUGUCAAGCCCGAAGACUGGGAUGAGGACAUGGAUGGAGAGUGGGAGGCCCCACAAAUCCCCAACCCCAAGUGUGAGUCAGCUCCUGGCUGUGGCACCUGGAAGAGGCCUAUGAUUGACAACCCUAACUACAAGGGCAAGUGGAAGCCCCCAAUGAUUGACAACCCCAACUACCAGGGCAUAUGGAAGCCCAGGAAAAUCCCCAACCCAGACUUCUUUGAAGACCUGCACCCCUUCCGUAUGACCCCCUUCAGUGCCGUAGGGCUGGAGCUCUGGUCAAUGUCCUCUGACAUCUUCUUCGACAACUUCUUCAUCACAUCAGACAGGAACACUGCAGACCGUUGGGCUGCUGAUGGGUGGGGUCUGAAGAAAGCAGCAGAGAGUGCAGCUGAGCCUGGCAUAGUGAACCAGAUGCUUACGGCAGCAGAAGAGCGACCCUGGCUAUGGGUCAUCUACGUUCUGACUGUGGCACUGCCUGUUGUGCUCAUUGUUGUCUUCUGCUGUACCGGAAAGAAGAAACCGUCAUCUACUGACUACAAAAAGACAGAUGAGCCUCAGCCAGAUGUAAAGGAUGAGACUGAGGAGGAGAAAAAGAAAGAGGAGGAGGAGGAGGAGGAGGAAGAAGAGGGAAGUGAAGAAGAAAAAACAGAGGACACAAAGAAGAGUGAUGGAGAAGACAACUCAGCAGAGCCCAGCCCUGAGGAGGAGGGGGAGGAAGAAGGGAAAGAGGCUGGCAAAGAAGAGAAACAAGAAGAUGAUGUCCUGAGGCGGUCUCCCAGAAACAGGAGAGUGAGGAAGGACUGAUGACGAAUCUGAGAUUUAUCUCUGCAGCCCACCCUUCCCCAUCUCCCCUACACCCUCCCACGACUCUUGACCACCCACUCCAACUUGCACCCGGGAUCUCUUCUACCCCACCUCACAAGCAGUGGCAGCUGCAGCACGAAACAUCUGUCACUAUCAGUAGAGAACAAUCGUGAACUGGGCCUGUGGCAAGGACUAACAGAAUGACUAGAAACUGGCUUUGCAAAAGCCCCCCCCUCCCACUCCCUCCAAAAAGUGAUUCCUUCCUGGGGCAGCAGACCCUGACCUCGGGACUUACCCCUCCCGCUGCCACGCCAACCCCAUACGACUCAUAACUGGUCAACCAGUAUUUGUUGUCUACAGAGUAAUUCCAGCACUACAGAUUUAAUAUCCUAAACCAGGUGUGUUUUGCUAGAAUUUAGGUAGCGCCACGUGUUUGAGUAUUUCCAGUGGAUGGCUGUAGAACUUUGCUCAAGGCCACAUAUCUUUAAUUAGAAUAGUUUAUUUAAGAUGAGUACACAUGACAUAGGCGGAAUAAUGGACAUUUGUUUUCUCAAGGGUUGUUCUGUCUUAGUGUCAUGUUUAAGUUUCUGUCAAUUUUUUUCCCCCCUCUCCUUCUUGGAGGAGGUGUCGAUUUAGGGGUGCUGUAGUCAGCUCUUUUGGUUAGGUUGCGCUGCCUCUUACAGCUGUAGAUGAGGAUUGUAGAACUUUCCUGAAUGUAAUGUGAUUUUUUUCUUUUUUUUUUUAUUAUUAUUUUGAAAUCUUUCUUUUUGUAUGUAUUUUUGGGAAUAAUGAGUUUAGGGGAAAAAAAGGAGUGCAGUCAUCCUCUGGGGAGCGGUAGAACAGUACUGGCUGUUUCGGAGAAAGGGCAACGUUAUCAAGCGGGGCAUCCGCAUUAUGAAGCAAGGGUAUUGCUGGUGACUCAUCUUGGGGGAGGGGAAAGUCCCAUGUCGUACAGUCUCUCCACUGGAGGAUUAGUCAGUCCGUGUCUUCCUCCACUGAGCGGUGAGUCAGCCCCACUUCAUGUCCUGUGAUAUCAUUUCCUGGCUGUGUAAGUUUUUACCAGAGGAAACAGUUGCAGCAGUAGUAAACUACUCUGGGUUUACGAGGAACUUGUCUUUAGUUUUCAGAGAGAACCGAGAUGCUGUGCAUGUUUUUGACUCAUCCUAUUCGACACCCAGAAAGAACUGUAGUUUCAUGCUAAACAUCCAGUCCAGUUCAUAUCACCAUCUUUUUUUUUUUUUUUUUUUUUUUUUUUUUUUUGUCGUCUAGCCCAUGCCAGAGGUGCUGUCCUUAUAGCACGGGAGACUGUGGGUUUGAAGCCUGGGUGUAUGUGGGACUGGUGGGUUCACACAAGCUACUCAGAUCGGCUGCCUCAUAGGAAUUUUGAGCGUUCAAGAUGAAAAAUGUUACAUUCCCAAUAAAGGAUGACUCCAUGCUACAUGAGCAGAUGAAGCACUGCAUUGCUGUGAAAAAUAAACUUUGCGAUGAGAAACAUCUAUGUGAAUGUCUUUUAGAUAGAUCACAGGUUUCUGAGAGGUGGUUUGGGCUGCCAUCUUCUGAAUGUGGAUGUGAGCCAAUCUAGUGGGAGAAGAGUUUUUCGUUGCUCAAGGGUGACUUUUCUCUAUGCCAGGAUGAGGCUGAACGUACAAGUCUGAGCAAUGAUUGUCAACCCAAAUGCAGCCUUUUUGUGGUUACUUUUCAAGGGUCCAGGGAUGAGGGUUUGUUUCGUAUUUGGGUCCAUACUAAUAAGGGGAAAGGAGGGGUAAAGAGGAGUGCAUCCACUGGGGGCACCAACAAAGAAUUAUAGUUAAAUGAAGUGUAAAUUUUGCACUGCAACUUGCACACAGCCUACAAAUUUAAUGCCAAUGUGAAAGUGACUUUGUGCAUUGCAUAAAGUCAUUCGUGUGAGCGGAAGGUCAUAUCAGGUAUUUGUGUGAGGGGAAGGUGAUACGUUGGAGGCAGUGACGUAGGGCUGUUCCCUGCAUUGAUCCUCUUUUCAGUUAGUGGUUGCUAGGAUUUAAUUGUUUACCUUUUAUUUUGUAUUUGUCAGACUAAUAAGAGACAGGAAUUCCAAAAAGGUCUCCAGAGAAAAAUUGCAGUGCCAGGAUUGGGAGAGGUGCACUGCUUUCUGAUCGGAAGUUUUCAGCAUGCAACUCGGCCUCCUCUUUGGCCAGCUUAUCAAAACUAUGGCAUAUUAUUUGACUAAUUUGGGUACUCUACAGUAACAAGCAAUUUUAAAUCUAAUUUGUCACUUAACAUCUGAAAUUUAAGUUUGUUUUUAAUAGUAAUUAUAUAAAGCCACACAUUACAUAUGUAUGUUAAAUGCAGUAAUCUAUGUAAAUGGACCCAUGCCAUUUUUGCUGAAAAA